GCCCCUUCCUCGUCUCUCCCUCGUAUCAAACCAACAUGGCGACGAUGAGACGAAACAGGAAGAAGAGUCGCCCUCUCUGCCUACUUGUUGUCUUCCACCAGCUUUUGCUACUUGGUGGCGUCUUGUCAGCUCCAACUAAUGGCAUCUCGGAUGGUGGGGCCAUCCAGGACGGAAAGGUCGACUUGCCACAGACUCCUCUCCAGACCACAGGUAGCCAAAACAACACUCAGACGGAACCAAAAGUGUUGAUGCAAGACACAACGCAUCUCAAGCUUCCCAACGCUACCUCCGUCCAAACCGAGCCCAAGAUCAACCCCGUCCAAAACGAGGCCAAGAUCAACCCCAUCCAAAUUGAGGACCCCAAGAUUAACGCUGUCAAGACUGAGGCCCCCAAGAUCAAGCCAGCCCAAACUGAGGCCCCGAAGAUCAAGCCGGUCCAAACUGAGGCCCCGAAGAUCAAGCCGGUCCAAACCGAGGCCCCGAAGAGCAAGCCGGUCCAAACCGAGGCCCCGAAGAGCAAGCCGGUCCAACCCAACGUCCCCAAAGUCGACCAGCCGCAGGCAAGUCAAAACGACGUGCAAGACGACAGAUCUGCGGUGCUCAUCGCUUCGUCGGACACGGAUAACAAACCGACCCCCGACGAGACAAAAGGGAAUGUCGCGCUUCAGGUGCUGAGCAUCACGGAGUCACCUGCGAUGUCCAAAACCUCACAAGCCGACGCCCCCCAAAAAAUGGAACCCACCAAACCCACAGUGGAAGAGACCACCCUCUUUGAUGUAAAAACCUCAGAGGCGCAAACCACAAACAACCUGCAAGAAUUUGAGUCGGAUUUGCUUCAGCCCGCCGGCAAAGAAGCGGCAGCUCACCUGGACCCGGACGACGACUACGAUGGCGAUGAAGACGACGGUCCGGACGGGUACAAUGAUGGCUUGUAUCACCUGGAUGCCAACGAUGACUCCGAUAAGGACCAGGACCGGACAGUGAUCGGGGUGCAGGCGCCCGACGUCAAGGAAGACGUCAGCUACAAGCUCCCCGGCGUCUACAACACGGAGGAUGAGGACUCGCAUUUCUUCUUCCACCUGGUCAUCCUGGCUUUCUUGGUGGCCAUCAUCUACAUCACCUACCACAACAAGAGGAAGAUCCUCCUGCUCGCACAGAGCCGCCGCUGGAAGGAGGGCCUGUGCUCUCGCAACACGGUCGAGUACCACCGGCUGGACCAGAAUGUCAACGAGGCCAUGCCGUCCCUCAAAAUGACACGCGACUACAUCUUUUGAGUCGCGCCGCUCGGAACUGUUCUCGCUCGAACGAUCGAUGGAUCGCCGUCGUCGGGUCGCUGCUUGCCCUCUUCCAGUCUGUCUGCAUAGCGACAUUUUGUAAUUAUCUCCCUUCCAUGUUUUCUCUUUGUCGCUAAGUCAAUAUUUAUGGGAGCGCUUUUGUUUAAGCUCUUUCUGAUGAGUUUCCACUAAGUCUGGAUUUGUUACAUUGUAGUGCAACAUUCCAACACAUGACUUUGGCGCAGGCAUUACUUUUCUGUCUCUUUGAUACUUCCUGCCCCCGACUGGCCCGAUGCUGCCGUGCAGGACUCCUGGUUGGGCUCCUUUUUGUUUUAUGACUUCGGUGAAGUUCUUGUCCGUCACCCGCACGCAGUAAUUGCACUCGACUACCCGAAAUGUGCCCAGAAAUAGUCGCAGCAGAAGUCAUAUGGAUAAACUUUGAGCCACCAGGAUGCAAAUAUUUUCACCAUUUUCCUCAUUGAUGUUGAAAUACUUAAUAAUAAUGCUUUUUCAUUUAAAGCACACAAAGAAGAAUCUAGAUGGGAAAAUCAAGCUAGACUGAAUAAAAACAGUGAUAUCAUUUAAAAAGUAGACAGUAUGUAGCCAGGCAACCAAAAUAAAAAAUACAGUAACUCAUGAAUCACUGAGCAAUUAGAAAAUUGGGUCAUCAUUUCUACGUUAGUGGAAUCUAUUAAAAUCCAAUUAUUUUAUUUGGACAAAUAGCUGAUAAUUUGUUGUGCUUUGUCAACGGCGUACAAAGAUAAACUUUCUGAAAUGGCCGCCUAUUUUGUACGCAUGUGCAGUAUGGCUUUUUGGCAGAGUUACUUCUGUAUAAUUAAGUUGUGCAACAAAAUCAUGUUUCUCCACUUUUUUAAAGAUUUGAUUUAAAAAUGUAAUUGUACACUAACGCAUUUUAUUGGACAUAUUGGUGUGGCCUUUUUUCUCCCUUUUUGCAAAUCACCCUUUCGCUGCCUUUUUGCGCCCAUUUUCUUUAGAAAUAUUGUUUAAAAUAUCUUGUUCAACAAAGGGGUGGAUAGUUAGUCGUGUGGAAGAGAAAUACUGCUCUCGCAAUCAACUGUAGUCAUUUUUGUUUUGUCAAUAAAGCACAAAUGACGUCGAGAA
Molecule: messenger RNA, 2396 nt
Organism: Syngnathus acus (greater pipefish)
Lineage: Eukaryota; Metazoa; Chordata; Actinopteri; Syngnathiformes; Syngnathidae
Gene: c14h5orf15
Product: chromosome 14 C5orf15 homolog
Exons: 3
Coding region: 36-1274 (412 amino acids)
Source: RefSeq, a predicted model, not a curated record